Molecule: messenger RNA, 2705 nt
Organism: Paramuricea clavata
Lineage: Eukaryota; Metazoa; Cnidaria; Anthozoa; Malacalcyonacea; Plexauridae
Source: the annotation of a GenBank genome assembly
AUGAGAUCUUCCAGACAUCCAAAGAAUUUGACCAAAAAUAUCGGGAAAUGGAAAGGUACAAUAAUGAGAAUAGUAGUCAGAUGUUCAGUACAGAACACAUCCCACUUUUUAACAACCACGACACCAAACGUUUAAAUGUGACAGUUAAUUUUUUUUGACUAUACAGUUUACGUAUAUUUUUACCUGAUCGUAACAUAACGUCUAUCUUCAGUAUUUGCCUUAUAAAAUAAAAGAAGACAUUCACUUUUGUAUACAGUAUAACACAGUUUAGUAUAACUACAUAGGUGAUUAUUGAAAAGUCUCCACGCUGAUUGGUUGCGCAUGAGGUGAUUAUAACGCGAUAAUCAUUCAAGCGCUUUCAAGAAUGGUGGCAAGCCGUUUUGUCUAAUAAAGUGACCAAUAAAUGUAUAUUUUUGUAUUGUUUUCCAAAACAAUCACCAUUGUUUUCCAAAACAAUCACCUGUUAAUUUAUACUAAAACAAUUUAUACUAAACCUCAGACUCGGUGAUUAUCGUGAAUAAAAAGCUCGACUUAGUCUCGGUUUUUACUCACCGAUAAUCACCUCGCCUUCGGCAAAUAAUUGUUAAAUAAUCGACAGACAUGUAUAUCAUGUUAGUUCUUCAUUUUGUAUGGUACACUUCUGAGCGUUAAUUUUUAUUCUGCCUCUAGCUGAAGAAUUCUCUAAAUUUGCAUUCCCUGCGUCAGAAGUAGUAUUUAACGGUCUCUUUACUACAAUAAGUCUCAAGGAACAGUGGUCUUGUCUGGCUCGCAUUGUUGAAUUUAUACAGAACCAUGCUAGGAAUGGAUGGACUGAAGAUGAUGCUCAGACAUUCCAUGAGAUGGCUGUGCGUUAUGGUGUCCUUUUGGAAGAGAACCGAGGGCCAUCGGCAUGUCCUAUUAUUCUUCACAAUCUACUUCACUUCAAGGAUGAUAUAAAAAAUUUCAGUGGCCUUGACAACUAUUCUUGUUGGACCAAGGAACGUGCAGUCAAGAGAUACACAAGGAACCCAAGCAAUUGCAAGAACAUUGAAUGCACCUUUGCUGCGUCUGAGUCCCGUCGUGAAUCACUGAAAGUAAUCAAAGAAAGAGAAAGCCAAACCCCUAACGAAGAUAGUGUGAAUGAAGAUUUAGUAAGCACUUGCAAUAAAAUAACGCGGCAGUGCAACUUUGAAGAGUGUUAGCUUUUUGAGUGGAAACUGGGUCCAUGAGUCGUGAAAUUGCGAGGGUUCAUCUUAGUGUGUGUGUGUGUGUGUGUGUACUGUAUACUGGGUGUCUCAAAAAAAAGUAUCGGUCUUUGGUUUGUUAUACCGUUAAAACUGGACAAGGAGUUUCAAUCAAAUAGACUUCACUGAAUUCAGAAAGGCCUAACUUAAAUUUUGAUAUAUGACUUGAAGAUAUUUGAGCAAACUGAAUGAAAUACUACAGUUUCAUUUCGAAGAAGCGAUUUUGAAAAUGCUUAAAAUUACAUUAAAUCGGCCUAUCAAAUUAACAUUUAAUUUAAUGCUGUUCUUGUCAACACAACACACGAUAAAUAAUAUUUACACAUUCGAUGAUUUAUUCAUCUGAAAAAGCAUGUCCUCGAACACCUAUAUAACGUCGUGCUCUGCGGUUAACCAUGCCAGAAAAAGCGCUUUGUAUCAUUUGUGCAUCUAAACUUUGGCACGCUAAGAUAACUGCCUGGCGGAGCUGUCUCAAAUCCCUAGGCUGCUGCUCAUGCGGGACGUUCCAGAUUUGUUGCUUGAAUUCGAACUUUGGCAUUCGAAUUUUUCAUUUCCCACAAGGCCCAAAGGUCAAAAUAUUUUAUGUAAACCAUAAAAUAAUACAAGAUUGAAGCUAACUUCUUUAAAAUUUCCAAUACUCCCGAAAAAAAUACCAAAUGUCUUCAAAUAAAUUUAAUAAGCCGUUUUAGUCGAUUUUUUCGCCAAUUUUCAAACAGAACUUUGGCUAAAAACAUUUAUAUCUCGCCCAAUAUGAAAUGAAAGAUCUAGCACUGUAUACCAAAAUUUGGAUUUCUCUUGAUAUAGUUGUGGGCAAAAUCUAUUGAUCAAGCACGGAAAUUGUAUAAAGCAAGCCAAGUGGUUCAAGAGAAAAGUUCUAUAGGGAUUUUAGUUGGUGGUCCACAUCGCUUUGUAUUGUUGUAUCAAAUACAACACGAAAUUGCAGUAAUGAGCAAUGUCCGUAAUAAUGAUGUUAUUGAUGGUGCAACUAGUUACAGAAGUAUCUGGAAACCCAAUCAUGGAUUUAAUGGUCUACUAUACAGAGUUAGAGAAGAAGCAAUUGUUGUUGCCAUUCAGGGUGGUGAAGUUUCUGUACAAAUACAGAAAAUAUUUACAGUUCUUGUUGCAGGACAAAGUAAACAUUUCCUGUAUUGUAGCAUAUUUAAAGAAGUGGUCGGCAAUAAUGACAGUGGAAGACUGGUUCAGACUAGUGAAAACACAAUUGUUGUUCCAGCAGAGAAUAUCAGUCGUAAAAUUAUGGUUGCAAAAGCUGAGCCUAUUAAUGGGCAACCAACAUUCCUAAUUGUUGACUACAUGCGACGAAUUUUCCCUGUUCGACCUGGAACUGUUGUUGUUCCGUACUUCCCAUGCAUUAAUGAUAUGAUUCUUGUUAGAGGAGAUAAUGAAGAUACAGUCUGGAGGGCCAGAGUUUUAUCCUUUCGAAUGAGAAGACUGAGUUUCUGGCUGCUUCUUUCGCCAGCGACCUGA